GUCAAGAUCGUCAAGCCAAAAGAAAGAUGAGUGUGAUUGACUAUAGAAAUGUACAGCCUGUCUUGACAGGCAAUCCAACAGAUCACCGACAAAGUGUGGCUAUUGAACCAUUGCAUUAUAUCAUGUCUGUCAGGGCUAAAGGAGACAGCCCUCCUAGCCUAGAAGACUUUCUAGAGCGCUGGAAUUAUUAUGACCAGUAUCAUUUGGUACCACGUGAAUUUAUGGAGGAAAUGUAUAGAUCGAUUAAAGAAGAACGAUUGGAAACAGGCUGGGAUAACAAAGCCAAUCGUUGUAUAUCCCCACCUACCAUACCAGAAGAUGAUGAACAAGUCGUCUCUCCUUCUAUUCCACAACAACAUCAACAAGAUGUGGUCAUUACUGUCAUACCACAUCGAUUGCCUAGUCGACUCACUAAGGGAUAUCCUUCUGACCCUAUUACGAUCUGUAUUCCUGCUCCAGAUAAGGGUCUUCAAAUCAAGCUAAGAGGACAGGAUCUUGUGUUUGAACCGAACGUGCUUGAUUUCUCUCAUUCUUGUAUCCAGACAUUUACUAUCACAGGCAACACACUAGGCAGAACCUCUUUGAUGUUUAUCAAGACAGGAGAUAAUGCAGGUAACUACGUGAGUCCUACACUUCCAAGGACCAAGAGCGUGAUUGUGGAAAGACCCUUCAUGCGCUAUACUUUUCAAGUGGGUUUUAAGCACAUGGAUUCCUCAAGUGCUGAUAAAGAAACGGAAAAAAACAAAAUGUUGAUGGAAGAAGAACAAGGGAUUCGAAAGAAAGAAGCAAGUACGAGUGUCAAAUCAGUCAAUAAAUCAAGGUCUGCUACAAGAAGAGGCAGAGAAGAAAAAGAGCAUCAAAAUGAUGAUGAUGAGGAAGAAGAAGAAGAGGAUAGAAAACACCUUGUGAACCGUAAAUAUACAUUUAGUGUAGAGACAGAAGAAGAACGGAUUCAAUGGAUCGAAGCACUUAAGCAAGCCAGUGGACAAGUGAAUGAUCAGAGAAAUGAAAAAGUCAUUCAACAAAUGCAAGAACAGAGCUCAGAGGCCCAUGUUGCUUUACAAGUCCUUAAAGAAGUCUUGUUGGCUGAUGAACUCAAGAAAGGAACACUACCUCUCCGUUCAAAUGAAAAUACCUCAGUAAAUGAAAUCACCAGUGCCACAUUAAGUCAAAUUGAAGACAGACAUAACAGAACUAUGCGAUUAUUAUUGCCAGCAAAAAAGAAACCAAUAGAAGAUGACCGUAGUUCUAUUAUCACAACAAGCACAACAGCAUCUACUAGCACAACAGCCAAUGUGGUUACUAAAAGGGGUCAUGAAAUAGUCAAAUUAGUCGUACAGAACUCAAUGGUCCCUCUCGUCUUAGGGUUCCUCAAAAGUCAAAUUCCAUAAGGAGUAAAAAAAAUUGUCAUUGGUCCGGUUUCUUUUUCAGUUAUGUGCGUGUGUGUGUGUGUGUGUACAAAAGUGUGUGCGUAUCUAUAUCGAG
Gilbertella persicaria is the source of this 1485-nucleotide messenger RNA. RefSeq lists its product as uncharacterized. The record is from RefSeq and is a predicted model, not a curated record. Lineage: Eukaryota; Fungi; Mucoromycota; Mucoromycetes; Mucorales; Choanephoraceae. The annotation marks the transcript as partial. The transcript has a single exon.